Molecule: messenger RNA, 1425 nt
Organism: Clavispora lusitaniae ATCC 42720
Lineage: Eukaryota; Fungi; Ascomycota; Pichiomycetes; Serinales; Metschnikowiaceae
Gene: AFP99
Product: Afp99p
Molecular function (GO): metal ion binding; agmatinase activity
Source: RefSeq, a predicted model, not a curated record
AUGAAAAACUACCUUUUGAUAGCAUUGGCUGCGGGUGUUCUCGCAUCUCCCACACAGAAUGUGCAGCAGAUCCCAAUUCCAGAAAAGUCCGAGAUGGAAAAUGAUUAUCCAGCUCAGGAGUCCUACAUCGACCAGUUAUAUGGCCCAUUAGUCUCAACCCCAGACUCUUGGCAACACAGAAGGCAAUUGGUUGCCAGUGGUGUCCAAAACUUUAAGGAGGAAGAACAGUUUAUUGAAUCCUUUCCGUUUUCGGACGGACAGUGGCUCACACAGAAUAUACAGAAGAUGCACCUCAACCAGCAGAAAAGCCAUCGCAAUGCAGCACAUUCGGGCUACUUGAAGUACCGGCUGCAAGUGAAGUUUCCAAACAAUGACGAAACCUCUGACAUUUCAAACGACCCAAGCCAUUUUGGCGGCAUUAUCACUUUUGGUGGUUUUGACCACUUUGAUUGUUUCAAUCCCCAGUACUACAAGAAACCCAUUGACAUCGCCAUUGUCGGAGCUCCUUUUGAUACUGGAACCUCAUAUCGACCAGGAGCUCGUUUUGGGCCUGAAGCGAUUCGCCUGGCUGCUCGCAGACUUGGUGGAGGUGUCACACCAGUUCGGGGAAACGGACCGCAAUCCAAACUUGGCCAGGUCGACCCGUACGACCGCAGAACCCACAAUUUGUCGAUAGUCGACUGCGGGGAUGUGCCAAUGACACCGUUUGACAAUCGGAUUGCCCUCAAUCAGCUCUACCGAGGACAAAGAGCAAUACACAACCAUAGUGUGAGUGCUGGGGCGAAACUGGUUCCACAUCCCAAAAUCAUUACAAUGGGAGGAGACCACACUAUCACCUUAAUGGCGUUGCGGUCUGCUUAUGAAAAGUAUGGGAAGCUUGCCGUAUUGCACUUCGACUCUCACAUUGAUACUUGGGAUCCAAAAGUAUUGGGCGGUGGAAUUACUGAUUACAUGUCUUUGAACCAUGGGACUUUCUUGCACUAUGCGGCAGAAAAUGGGUAUUUGGAACAAGGUCAUUGUUUCCAUUUGGGCUUACGAGCACCCUAUAUCCGGCCCUCUUACGAUAAGAAACAUGAUUCCGCUUGUGGUUUCGAAACCAUAAGUGCUAGAGACUUGGACAGACUAGGAAUGCACCAUAUCGUUACGAAGAUCAAAGAAAGUGUGAAGGAUAUGCCAGUAUACAUUUCUGUCGACAUUGAUGUUUUAGACCCGGCCAAUGCCCCAGGUACAGGAACCAUGGAGAUUGGAGGCUGGACCGGUAGGGAAUUGCUUUCUGUCUUGGAUGGUCUUGAAGGCAUCAAUUUAGUUGGAGGCGAUGUGGUGGAAGUAAGUCCGCCUUUCGAUACCAACAGUGAGAUCACGAGUUUAGCAGCAACAGCCGUUAUUGACUCAUUAUUGGGGCUUAUGGUGGUGGAGGAAAUGUAA